AUGGGCCAGCCAGGCCAGUCUCUGACUGGUGAGCUCGAAACAGGAGAAGUGGAACCAGGAAAGCCUCGCAGCAGCAAGCCACACAAGGCUCGGCGCGCCACAUGUGAAUUUUUCUGCCGCCUUGGCGCAUAUUAUCCAGCGUCUUCUCUUUUUUUCUUCUUCCUUCUUGACUUUGUCGAUAUAUCGCCAACCACAUUCCUCCGCCAACCUCAUUUUCAGUCCUCAGGGCGAGCCAACGCAAGGAACCCUGAUACUCAUACCAUCCCAAACUUUCCUUAA
Molecule: messenger RNA, 279 nt
Organism: Fusarium mangiferae
Lineage: Eukaryota; Fungi; Ascomycota; Sordariomycetes; Hypocreales; Nectriaceae
Exons: 2
Coding region: 1-279 (92 amino acids)
Source: RefSeq, a predicted model, not a curated record